AUGCUGGACAAUGGAGUCUGGGGCACACUCACCUUGAUCUUUGGCCUGCUUUCCAGUCUCCAAGGAGUGAGCACCAAUGAGACUGUAACCACAUGUGACAUCUUAAACUGUACCAAAGGAUUCACAUGCUGUGACAAUGGAUGCUGCCCAGAAAGAAAGUUCUGGGAUCCUGCAAAUGACCCCUUCAGGAUCUUCUCCAUCAUGGCAUGUGCCAUUUUACCUGUGUUGUUCAUCUGUGGCUUGGUGAGGUGCAUAUAUUCCAAGUGCAGAGAACUACAGCGCCACGUCAGAACAUCAGAUCAUCAGAGUCCUCCAGAACUGCCCUCCAUGGCUCCCCUGGAGAGCAUUACAGUCAUCUUGGAUUCACCACCACCCUACAGUCAGUUGGGUUUCCCUUUAAUCCUGUGGGUUUUGAAACCAACUCUCACAAAACCACCUCCUCUCUACAGCCUCAGGCCUGCGGGCCCUGCUGGCCAGAUGAGAGGGACUCUUUGA
Mus pahari (shrew mouse) is the source of this 495-nucleotide messenger RNA. RefSeq names its product transmembrane protein 92-like. Gene Ontology annotation, cellular component: nucleoplasm. The record is from RefSeq and is a predicted model, not a curated record. The coding region runs from base 1 to 495 and encodes 164 amino acids. Lineage: Eukaryota; Metazoa; Chordata; Mammalia; Rodentia; Muridae. The transcript is spliced from 2 exons.